This is a messenger RNA of Lodderomyces margitis, 1845 nucleotides long. It is a transcript of the gene LYS14, whose product is annotated as Lys14p. Gene Ontology annotation, molecular function: transcription cis-regulatory region binding; DNA-binding transcription factor activity. Gene Ontology annotation, cellular component: nucleus. The transcript has a single exon. Gene Ontology annotation, biological process: positive regulation of transcription by RNA polymerase II. The record is from RefSeq and is a predicted model, not a curated record. Bases 1 to 1845 code for a protein of 614 amino acids. Lineage: Eukaryota; Fungi; Ascomycota; Pichiomycetes; Serinales; Debaryomycetaceae.
AUGCGAAUAUCACGAAGAUUGAUUCGAGAAGAAGUUGAAAAUUUAGGUAAGUCAACUCAUUUCUUACCAGUACAAUACGAUGUACCAAAGCGGAUUAUACAACAAGAAAAUGGCAGUAGCUUAAGUGCUACUGCUGAUGGGUUAACUCCUUCAACCAGUUUGUCUGGUAGUGAAAAUUUCACUACACCAACUCCAACCCCACCAAUCAGCACCACUAGCAACAGUGAUGCAUUUGCUCCUCCACAGCCGCAUCAACAGAACCAUCUACUAAGUAAUGGACCAGCGAUUGUUCACUCCCAUGCCCACUCCCACUCCCACUCCAACCCUCCUCUUCACCCCCAUACCCAAGAACAAGCAAAGAGAUCACUCUUGAAUAUCGAAAGCUUGAUCCAUAAUAAUCACAAUGAAGAUCACUUGGAUUUCUUAAAUGGUACUGAUUUAAACAUGUUGACCAAUGACUUGUCAAACUUGGUUAGUGAAAUUAUGGAAUUUCAAAAUAUCCCAUUUCAAGAGGAUUUCCAAUUUGAUUUCUUUAAUGAAGUAUCGCAUAACCACGAAGAAUAUAUUGUGAAUGUCCCCAUUGAUUAUAUAAAACUCAAACGGAAACACGAAAUCUUAUACUUGGAACAGUUUUACAACAACUUUGCCAACAUUAUUGAACCUUUUAGUGCCUACCAUUCACAAACGAAAAUCACUUCAAAUCCGGCAAGAGAUGUCAUUUUAAAAACGGCUAGUUCUGAACCAUGUUUACUUGCAGCUGUACUUGCAGAAGGAGCAAAGACAAGUUUUAUGAAGUACAAACAACCAGAAGAUGAAAAGGCUUAUGGUGCAUACUUGACCAAGUGUUUGAAAUUGCUUGAACCAGCUAAAGAAAUCACAAACAUUAAUGCCAACAUCGAGGGGGUGUUGCUAACAUUGCUUUUACUUACGGCAGCAACAGCCACUAGUACUCAACAAUGGCGUCCUCAUUUGACUGGGUGUAAGGAUCUUCUUUUGAAAAUAUCUACAACCAAUGUGGCAAACAUUUCCAAAGUGUUUGUGUUUUGCAAAUACUGGUUUCUUUCCAUUGAAAUAUUGGCCGGGUUGAGUACAAACAUUGGUGGUACAUUACAAACGGACUAUGAAAUUGAUCAUUUAAUGUCGUGUGGCACCGAUCACGAAAUUGGCAUUCUUUGUGAAUUGGGGAUAAUUACCGAUCAAGGGUUCAACAAUCUUAUGGGAUUUCAUAAUACUUGUAUAUCCUGUUUCCGCGACUUACUUAAAUUGCUCAAUCGGUAUCGAAUAAAUGGAUCGUCAUCAUCAUCAAUAGCCGAUAUCAUGCAAAAUAUCAAGAUUCUAUCUGAUUUUCACCAACAAGCGGCAAUCAUCUACAUUGAUUCCAAGGGCGUCAUUCCUGAAUCUGAAUUGCACAAGUACACACCCGGUCUCCCCAUUGAAGAAAUAAGAAUUGGUGAACAGAGAUUUUGGUUAAGUUGGCAAGACAUAUCACACCAAUCAUUUGUCCUUUCAUCAAUAAUCAUGAUCUUAACGCGGUUUUUCCAAAUGGGGCCCAAUAAUCCCAACGUUGCGCAAAUCGUUGACAAAAUUGUGUCCUUCAUUUACUACCUUCAUAAUUUCUCCGAUGUACAACAACAUGCAUCUCCCUUUUUGCUUUUGAUGAUUCAAUGGCCGUUGCUUGUGACUGGGUUGCAUGCAACACGUGAAGAACAACAGUUGCUUUUGUUAAAGUAUUUUGCCAUGGUGGGACAGAUUGGCGCUGCUACUGCUAAUGUGUCGGUCAAGAUGUUGAAGAAACAAUGGAAGGGAACAUCGUCAUUUGAAGCUGGUGAUACUCUCAUAUAUUAA